GAGUGGAGCGCGCGCCGGGGAGGGAGUUCAUUCCCCUACGCUACUCCAGUCUCCACCCAUAGCCUCACUAGCCCCGUUGUUCCAGCAACCGAUAUCCGGGAAGAUAGUCCAAGGAUUUUUUAGACAGUGGACAGUUUCGUUUUUUACUCUUGCAGUGACGGGCUCGCUCAUAUUUCGCCGUCUCUCGGUUUUUCUAUGUAGGCUAUCUCACGCUGUUUUUUGGAUUUCUUUUUUUGGAAUUACUUCCUGUUGUAAUUCUGCAUCGCAAGUUUUGUAGCCAGAGAGAUGUGACACUGACUGCAAAACGUAUGACAUUAUUACAGGGUUGUGGUACCUACAUACUACAUCCAUCCACUCACAGACUACCCAACCUUAAGAUAACGGACCACAAAUCCACAAUAGCUAGCCUAUUAUUAAGCUAUAGAAACUGUUUGAUGGAUGUAAGACUGCAUGGCUAUCACACAUCAUAAUCUGAAAUGUAUUCAUAAAAAUAAUAACGGGACAUCAAACUUCUAUCAGCCUGAAUUUCAUUCUUAACCUAAACUCCCAAAAGUGAUUGUCCAGCAGUGUCCCAUGUCCAAGGAGGACUAUAAGCUGUUUCAGCCGAAGCACGCGCUUUCUCUCUACCACCUUGUAGACUGACCUGGAUGUACGUUUUGACGUGGGCUUUAACGGAGACACCCAGGUGGCCGUUACACCCCCGGUGUCAACCCAGUCCUCCGCAGGACAGAGAGGGGCUAGGCGACAGCACUGAGCCCCGAGGCUCAGUGGGCGGUAUGAUGACUGACUUUCAGUCCCCCUCCACAGGCUGAGUGACACUUUGAUGCUGGACUUUUGUGGUUUUCAAAUAUGAUGAAAUGGCAGCCCCGGAAGAAGGCAUACUUCCGUCAGGGUGUGGCCCUGCAGUACCUUGGUCGCCAUGCCGACGCCCUGGCAGCGUUUGCCUCUGGUUUAGCGCAGGACCCCAAAAGUCUCCAACUACUGGUGGGCAUGGUUGAGGCUGCCAUGAAGUCCCCACUACGAGACUCUCUAGAACCCACCUACCAUCAGCUGCAGAGGAUGAAGCUGGACAAGAGUCCGUUCGUGGUGGUGUGUGUGAUUGGUCAGGAGCUGCUAACUGCUGGUUACCACGGCGCCUCUGUGGUGGUCCUGGAGGCGGGGCUAAAGAUUGGCACAUGCUCUCUGAAGCUCCGAGGUUCAGUGUUCUCUGCUCUUAGCUCAGCCAACUGGUCGCUAGGCAACGCAGAGAAGAGCACAGGAUACAUGCAGCAAGACCUGGAGGUCGCCAAGACGCUAGGUGACCAAUCAGGCGAGUGCCGAGCUCACGGGAACCUAGGCUCUGCCUACUUCUCCAAGGGCAACUACAGGGAGGCUUUGACCAAUCACAGACAUCAGCUGGUCCUCGCCAUGAAACUCAAGGACAGAGAGGCUGCGUCCGGUGCGCUGAGCAGCCUUGGCCAUGUGUACACAGCGAUAGCGGACUACCCUAACGCCCUGGCCAGCCAUAAGCAGUGUGUGCUGUUGGCACGGCAGACACAAUGCCCGCUGUCAGAGGCUCGCCAGCUGGGCAACAUGGGAGCUGUUUACACAGCACUGGGAGACUUCACCAAUGCUAUGCAGUGUCACCAGCAACACCUGGACAUAGCUAAGACCCUAGGUAACGGUCCUGAGGAGGCGCGGGCGUACAGUAACCUGGGCAGUGCCCACCACAGCCAGAGAGACUUUGACAAGGCUGUGUCCUACCACACCCUGGUGCUGCAGCUGGCUCAGGAGCUGAAGGACAGGACCAUACAGAUGAGGGCUUAUGCCGGCCUGGGACAUGCUGCUCGCUGCAUGCAGGACUUGGAGAGGGCAGGCCAGUACCACCAGCAGCAGCUGGACAUAGCAGAGGAGCUGCAGGACAGAGCUGCACAGGGACGAGCUUCAUCCAACCUGGGUAUAAUCCACCAGAUGAAGGGGGAGUACGAUGCAGCGUUGAAGCUCCACAAGGCCCACCUGUGUUUGGUCCAGGAGCUGGGGGACUAUGCUGCUCAGGGCAGGGCCUAUGGGAACAUGGGAAAUGCCUACAACGCUCUGAGGAUGUACGACCAAGCUGUACGCUACCACAGGCAAGAACUGCACAUAUCACUCGAGGUGAAUGACCGUCCCUCCCAGGCCUCUACCCAUGGUAACCUGGCUGUAGCCUAUCAGGCGCUGGGCGCUCACGACCAGGCUCUCCAGCACUACCUGCACCACCUGACCAUCGCACGCGAGCUACGAGACACGCAGAGCAUGGCCAGGGCACUAGGUAACCUGGGUAACUUCCACUGCUGUAGAGGGGAGUAUGUCCAGGCAGUUCCAUACUACCAGCAGUACCUGACCCUGUCACCUCAGCUACAGGACCUGGAGGGAGAGGGCAAGGUCUGCCACAACCUGGCCUACACACACUACUGCCUGGGACAGUACAGGGAGGCCGUCAGGUAUUAUGAGCAGGACCUGGCCCUGGCUAAAGACCUGGGUGAUAAGUUGUCCCAGGCUAAAGCCUACUGUAACCUGGGUCUGGCCUACAAAGCCCUGAGGGAAUAUAGCAAGGCUGAGGACUGUCAGAGAUACCUGCUGUCCCUGGCUCAGGCUCUGAACAACACACAGGCGGUGUUCCGUGCCCUGGGGAACUUGGGGGAUGUGUGUGUGUGUCGGGGUGAUAUGGCCGGGGCAGUGAGGUUCUACCAGCAGCAGCUCACCCUGGCUCAGGAGGUGAAAGGUCACAAGAUGGAGGCUGACGCCUACUCAGCGCUAGGCUCCGCCCACAGACUCCUCUGUCAGUACGACCUGGCCCUGUCCUUCCACCAGCAGGAGCUGUCUGCCCGCACUGCUCUAGACGACCAGCGGGGGCAGUGUGGUGCUCUGGGCCGCCUGGCAGCCGUCCACAUGGCCCUGACGGACUACCCCACAGCCUUCCAGUGUUACCAGGCCCAGCUCACCCUGGCACAGGACCUCAGAGAUGCCUGCGUGGAGGCACAGGUCCAGGGCAACAUGGGCAUCGCCAAAAUGAACAUGGGCGUCCUGGAGGAGGCCAUUGGGUAUUUUGAGCAGCAGUUGGCCAUGUUGGAGCAGCUGAGUGGGGCUGAGUGUGUGCUGGACAGAGGCAGGGCCUACGGGAACCUAGCAGACUGUUAUGACUCUCUGGGAGACUUUGAGGAAGCUAUAAAGUACUGUGAGAUGUUUCUGACUGUGGCUCAGAGUCUCAACCAUGUUCAGGACCAGGAGAGAGCCUACAGGGGACUGGGCAACGCACACAGAUCUCUAGGUAGUCUCCAGCAGGCGUUGGUGUGUUUUGAGAAGCGUCUGGUGGUGGCCCAUGAGCUGGGUGGAUUGGGAGGUGGGGAGGGAGGAAGUGGAGGAACGAAGGCCCAGGCCCAGGCAUAUGGGGAGCUGGGAGACCUACACAGCCAGCUGGGGAACUAUGAACAAGCCAUAUCCUGCCUGGAGCAUCAGCUCAACAUCGCCUGCACCGCAGGGGACCGAGCAUUAGAGGGCGAAGCAAGCGGGGCGCUGGGUGGAGUGUACCAGCUGAUGGGAGAGAACGAGACAGCUCUACAGUGGCACCAGAGGGCAUUAGAGAUUGCGGAGGAAACAGGAAGUGUGAGGAGUCAGGGGAGGGCCUACGGGAACCUGGGACUGACCUAUGAGGCGCUGGGAAACUACGAAAGGGCCGUGGCCUGUCAGGAGCAGCACCUGAGUGUGGCGGCACAGAAUAAUGACCUCACAGCCAAGACACUGGCGUACGGCAGCCUGGGGAGGACACACCAUGCACUACAGAACUACACACAGGCUGUCAUGUACCUGCAGGAAGGUCUGCGUUUAGCGGAGCAGUGUGGGAGGCGAGAGGAGGAGGCUAGGAUCCGUCACCGUCUGGGCCUGUCACUGUGGGCCAGCAGCAACCUGGAGGAGGCCCAGCACCAGCUGUACAGAGCGUCUGCCUUGUUUGAGUCAAUUCGUCAUGAAGCCCAACUCAGCUCAGACUACAGACUGACUCUGUUUGACCUGCAGACAUCUUCAUACCAGGCUCUCCAGAGGGUCCUCGUCAGCCUGGGUCAUUAUGAUGAGGCCUUAGCUGUGGCAGAGCGGGGUCGGACCCGGGCGUUCGCUGACCUUCUGGUAGAGCGACAGCAGGGUCACCAACCCCUGACCUCUGAUCCUUAUACCCCGACCCCUGACCCUUACUCCCCGGUAACCGUAGAACACAUCCUGAAUACGGUCAACAGUCAGAAGUCACUGGUGCUGUAUUACUCUCUGGCCGCAGGGUACCUCUACAGCUGGCUACUGGCACCAGGCACAGGUAUAGUGAAGUUCCAUGAGGUGUACCUGGGAGAGGGAGGAUCCGAGCUGCAGGCCUCAGAGAUCCAGGGGGGAGGAGUUAGUGGCUGUCAGACUCUGGACCAGCACAUCACUGCAGCUAGAGAGGCUCUGGGAGUUGACAACUACUACAGCAGCGGUGAGACAGAGAGUGAAGCAGGUGAUCUGUUAGAACAGCAGUUUGAGGAACGACUGACCUCAGCCAGCGACCCUACAGGCUACCUACGCAUGGUGUCCAGAAACAACCUCUUCAACAGGAGUAGUCAGAGUUUGUCCAGUCUGGUCAGUUCUACAGUGUCUCCAGUGAGAGAGACAUCCUCCCCCUCUCUACCCUGUAGGCCCCCACCCAGCCCCCUCGCCAAACACCCCCUACGAGCCCUUCACAACCUGCUCAUUGCACCUAUGGAGGGGGUGCUGAUGCCCAGUAGUGGUGCAGUAGGCAGACACAGACAGUUGUUAUUGGUGUUAGAGGGAGAGCUGUACCUGGUUCCCUUCGCUCUGCUCAAAGGUAGCUCUUCUAAUGAAUACCUGUAUGAGAGGUUCAACCUUCUAGCUGUCCCAUCCUUAGGGAGCCUGGGGCCUGUAGCCAAGUCCUACCCUCGUCGCGGGGCUCCCUUCCUCUACAGCGGCGGGGGUUCCAUGACUGCAGUAGUGGGGGCUCCGCGCCUGCCCUCCAGGGUGAUGGAGCGUUGGCUGUGGGGUCCGCUGCCCUCUGCCCACGACGAGGCCCUCCGCCUGGGGGAACUGCUGGGCUGCCAGCCCCUCACUGGAACACAGGCCACAAAGGAGCGUGUGCUAGCAGCCAUGGGCCAGGCAGAGUGUGUUCACUUUGCUACUCAUGUCUCCUGGAAGCUGGCGGCCCUGGUUCUCUCCCCCAGCCAGGAUCCAGGGAUGGACUCAGGAACACGGCCCAAGGAGAGUGCACCGUGUGGAGGAUCGCUUUCAAGCGAGACUGGGGAUGUGGGAGCAAGGACAGAGCUACGGGAGGAUGGGAGUGAGGAUGGAGGAAGUGUGUGUGACGCAGAGGGUGUGUGUGACAGUCCACCACUUCAGGAGUUUCUGCUCACUGCGGCCGACAUACUGGACCUGAGACUGCCUAUCAAACUGGUGGUGCUGGGGUCGUACCAGGAGUGUGUUAGCAGGGUGACAGCUGACGGGGUGGUGGGUCUGACACGUGCCUUCCUUGCGGCGGGGGUGCAGUGUGUGUGCGUGUCACUGUGGCCCGUUCCAGUGGCAGCCUCCAAGGUGUUCACACACAGCUUCUACACAGCGCUGCUGAAUGGGACCAAGGCCAGCACAGCUCUCACUGAGGCCAUGAAGACUUUACAGAGAAGCACACACUUCUCACACCCUUCUAACUGGGCGGGCUUCAUGCUGAUUGGCUGUGAUGUGAAGCUGAACAGCCCCUCGUCUCUGAUUGGCCAGGCUCUGGCAGAGAUCCUCCAAUACCCUGAGAGGGCUAGAGACUCCCUGAGAGUACUUCUGCACCUGGUUGAGAAGUCUCUCCAGCGUAUACAGAGUGGUCAGACUAAUGCUAUGUACACCUUGCAACAGAGCGUGGAGAAUAAGGUUGGUGGUGUACCGGGAUGGCAGGCCCUGCUGUCAGCCGUGGGGUUCCGGUUAGACUGUCCCGGCACCAGCAGUGGUCUCCCCGCUGCUGUCUUCUUCCCUAUGGCCGACCCUGGAGACCGGCUGCAGCUCUGCAGCACCACUCUGCAGUCACUACUAGGUCUGCCUCAUUCAGCCUUCCAGGCCCUCUGUAAACUGGUCAGUGCUGCUGAGACUGGAGAACAGCUCAUAAACAAGCUCCACCAGGUAUUAGUUCAGCAACAGACAUGUGACAAGGAACAGGAGUUCUCAUUGGCUCCCAUCCAGGUGUCCAUUAGUGUCCAGCUGUGGAGACUUCCUGGUUGUCACGAGUUCCUGGCUGCGCUGGGUUUUGACCUGUGUGAGGCAGGACAGGAGGAGGUGCUAUUGAAGACUGGUAAACAGGCUAGCAGACGGACAAUGCACUUUGCUCUGCAGUCUCUACUGGCACUGUUUGACUCCACAGAGCUCCCCAGACGCCUCAGCCUGGACAGCUCUUCCUCUCUAGAGUCUCUCUCCUCCUCCCAGUGUGCCUCCCUUCCCCUCAACCUCCCCCAGCCUCCCUUCUCCCCCCCGCUUGGCGGCCCAGACAGUCUCUCCUGCGACGCAAUCUCCCUCUACAGCCUCAGCUCCCUCGCCUCCUCUCUCAGCUUCCUGUCCCGCCCUGAACCCGCAGGAAGUGAUGUCAUCAGCCAGCGCUCGCGGCAGCAGGAGCUGCACCGUGGAGGAGUCUCUCACCGACACACAGGAGGCGUGUCAAGAAACAGAUUAACGAAUCACAGAGGAGGAGGAGGAGGGACAGAGGGGGAGGAUGAAUAUGAAGGAUUCUCUAUCAUCAGCAGUGAGCCUCUGGGAGGAGGGGGAGGAGGGGGGAGGGAGUGUGACACCUUGUCCCUCCCUGGGGGACACAGACACAUUAGAGGAGCAGGGAGGGGAGGCGCGGCAGGGAGGGAGUACCCCGUCUCGGUCUCCUCCAAGGGGAGUGUCAGCACUCCCACCUCACCGCUCAAAGUCCCCCUGCCGCCCCUGGCAGUACCCCCCAGCCCGAACACACACGUUAAGUCCCAGGGCUCUCUGAGCUUGUCUAAAGGUCAGGGGGUCAGUACAGAGGCGGUCCUCUCUGAGUCUGACCAGUCCAGUACAGAGACAGACAGCACAGUCAAGUCUCAGGAAGACAAGCCACCCCUCACCCCUCUGGACCCCCAGGAACUGGCCACCAGGAUCCUGGCAGAGACCCAGAGCCACAUGCAGGCUGUGGAGAGCCUCCAGAGGGCGAGGACAGGAAGGGCAGGCAAUGGGGGAGGGGAGAAGGGGCUAAGGGGACCAGAAUGUGGUUUGGGCUUCCGUUCGUCUGAGACUAGCGCUUUCAGCAGACCCACCCUCUCUCACCCCUCUCCACCCCUCUCUCACCCCUCUCCACCCCUCCUCUCCACCAGGCCCAAACCCCCCUCUCGUUGCUCGUCCUUACAGAAGAUCAGCUCCGGCUACAACAGCCCGGCCCUAUCCUCCCUCUCUUCCUCCCUCUCUUUCUCUCACCCCCAGUCCUCACCCUCCAGAACACCAGACCCCCACAUCCAUGCGCAGCUCAGACUUAAAUACCCCAGCUCCCCUUACACCCCCCACAUCUCACACUCCCCCAACAGCAUUUCCAUCUCCCCCAGCUCAGGCCACCCUUCCCCAGUCGGCAGCCUCCCGUCCUUGGCCGCAUCCCCAGCCCUCUCCUACUCCUCUACAGGCUCUACCUCGUCCCGCUCCAGCCCGGCUGAAACCCCUGACCUGGGCCGAUUGAAACAGGCAGGCCUGGUGGACGAUAGGGUCCAGGCCAUCCACAACCUGAAAACCUUCUGGUCCAAUGCUACCCAGAGGCAGGAGGUUCCUGGCCCAGGCAGAGUGCUCCAAGAUGGGGGGAAGAAGAUGAGCAUGGUUCAAAAAGAUGUCCUGGGGCUCCUCCACCUCUCUCCAAGAUAUGGGUCCACCAACCAGAACCAGGACGCUGAAGGGCCCCAGAGCCCCACCAACCCGCUUAACGGACAUCGAAAGCUGGGUUCAAAACGACCAGUGGCGCCUCCUCCUCAGACUGCUACGGACUCCUCCAGGGGAGGUAGUCCCGGAGCACCCCCACACCCUGUCAGACUGCCAUCUGGGAAUGGCUUCAAGUUCCCCUCGCCUGGGAAGUACUUCCCCUCCUCUAAAUGCUGAGAGGGAUUAGAGCAGGGCUCACCAACCCUUUUCCUGGAGAGCUACCCUCCUGUAGGUUUUCAAUCCAACCCCAGCUAUAACUAACUUAAUUCAGCUUAUCAACCAG
Molecule: messenger RNA, 8227 nt
Organism: Coregonus clupeaformis (lake whitefish)
Lineage: Eukaryota; Metazoa; Chordata; Actinopteri; Salmoniformes; Salmonidae
Product: tetratricopeptide repeat protein 28-like
Molecular function (GO): protein binding
Source: RefSeq, a predicted model, not a curated record